Molecule: messenger RNA, 2199 nt
Organism: Dimorphilus gyrociliatus
Lineage: Eukaryota; Metazoa; Annelida; Polychaeta; Dinophilidae
Source: the annotation of a GenBank genome assembly
ACUGGUUUACCAAUUAUCGUUCACUCGAGGAAGACGAAAGUUAAAAAAGAAUAUGUUGGCUUGAAAGUAGCAAGGAAAUCAUUAAUCAAAAAUCAAAAUCAAUAUACUUUUAAUAUGAAUUUAAUGUGUAGAAUCCUUAUUAUACCGUUGUUAUUUAUGGUUUUAAGUAAGUGUAAUUACACGGUAAAAAAUUGAUAUAUUAAGGAAAUUAAUCACUUAGAAGGAAAAUGAUUACGUUAUAUGUAUAUGUAUUUGUAAAUUCUUUUACAGCUUGCGCAACUUCUAGGAAAAUUUACGAUUAUUUACAUCAUAGUGAAAUUCAUACACAUCCUUCCAAAAGAUCUUUGGAUCGUAAUUCAAAAAUCAUUAGUUUUACAGCAUUCCGCCGGUAAAUAUCUACUUGAAAUUUGAAAAAUAGAAUAAUGGCAGAGAAUCCAUUGUGUCAAUACUAAAAUGGCUUUCUAUUCUCGUAGAUAUUUUCAGCUGCAUUUAAGACGCAAACAGCUUCCUCUUGAUAGAAAAUUUAAAGUAAUCGAAGUAGACGCCCAAAAUAACCAUAGGACUGCAGAUGUUUUCAGGGAUACAGUAAUGUACGAGGGUUAUGUAAUAGGUGAGCCCUAUACAUCUCACGUUUCCGCUUAUUGGGAAAGCGAUAAGGAACUAAUGGCUUCCAUAAGAUCCAAGCAAGACACUUUUGUAAUAGAGCCUUCUUGGAGACACGAAGCAUCCCCUAAUAGUACAAUGUUGACUUACCGAGCGUCCGAUAUUGACAAGUUACCAAAAGAAAAACAUUUCUGCGCAUUUGUGAACCCUUAUAAGGAGGAUGGAAACGGAUUGAACGAUAAGACGGGAUACCAUAAAACGAAACAAAACACAAAGAGAAUAAAAAGAGAUGAAAAAUCGAAUGCAAAUAUUAUUAAGAAGAAAAGAUGCUCUAUUUAUCUUGUAGCUGAUUACAAAUUUACGAAAGAAAUGGGAAAUAAUGAUGUUAAAAUUACAACUUGGUAUUUGAUUGGAUUACUAGAACGGGUUGAUAACAUUUACAGAAAUACAGAUUUUGGAGAUGGUUAUAAUGGUAUGGGAUUCUCUAUUAAAGAAAUUGUCGUUCACACUGCUCCUACAAAUGAAUUUUCCCAUUAUAAUUCUAUCCCUAGAACAAAAUGGCAAACUAAAGAUUUACUAAAGUCGUUUAGCAGGCAAGACAAACUUCGAAAUUUUUGCCUUGGUCAUCUUUUUACUUAUACUUCUUUUGAUACUGGAGUUCUUGGCCUCGCCUACAUUGCCUCUCCCAGACGCUAUUCAGCUGGGGGUAUUUGUACGACAGCUUACGGUAGUGCAUGGUUAAAUACCGGCUGGAGUAGUUCUGUAAAUAGAUACGGCAAAAAGCUUUUGGCCCAGGAGGCUGACAUCGUCACAGCUCACGAAUUUGGUCAUAAUUGGGGUAGCGAACACGAUCCAGAUAAUACAGAAUGUUCUCCAAAAAACUAUGGAAAAUAUAUUAUGCAUACAUACGCUGUGUCAGGAUACGAAAAGAAUAAUCAAAUUUUUUCACCUUGUUCUAAAAGAUCAAUAAAGAAUGUCCUCAUUCAAAAACAUUCUAGAUGUUUUACCGAGCCUUCUCAAGCUUAUUGCGGAAAUAGUUUAGUUGAAGAAGGCGAAGAAUGCGAUCCUGGACUUCUCACUACGGACAACUGCUGCUCAGCGACUUGUAAGCUGAAAGAAGGCGCAAAAUGUAGCCCUCUUAAUCAUGGAUGCUGUACAGAAGAUUGUAAAAUUAAGGCCGAAGGAAAAAUUUGCAUAGAAGAACAGCCAACCCGUUGCCAAGGUAAUUCAAAGUGUGAUGGAAUAGCACCUACAUGUCCUAAACCAGGACCGGCUAAUAACAAUAUGGCAUGUGGUGCUGAACAGGAAAUGUCUAAAUGUCGUAAUGGAGAGUGUAUUGCUUUUUGCGAAACUGUAAAUAAAGUCUCUUGCCAAUGCGAGGAGGCAGAAAACGUAUGCAACUGGUGUUGUAAAGACUCUAAAAGUGCCCCUUGUAAACCCUACUAUUUUGCUGGAAAUAAGACAAGACAUUUAAGGGACGGAAGACCUUGCUUAACUGGUUUAUGUUGGCAAGGAGUCUGCAAAAAACCUGAAUCAGAUUUUGAACGUUUCUGGAAUAUUAUAGAUAAUUUGCAUCCAAGUAGAAUUGGUUUGUAG